Molecule: messenger RNA, 1452 nt
Organism: Angiostrongylus costaricensis
Lineage: Eukaryota; Metazoa; Nematoda; Chromadorea; Rhabditida; Metastrongylidae
Source: the annotation of a GenBank genome assembly
AUGCUCAGCUACGAAUGGGACGAAGGAGAAGCACUGUCGGCUCGUGGUGAUGAAUCCACAGGACUGAUCAGUGAGCGAAGAAAUCAUACCCUGCUAAGGCCAAUCUACAUGAAUGCCGUCGAAGUCGGAUACGCAUACACACAAUGUGACAAAGAUAAGCGUCUAAACGUCCGUGGGGUUACCAUAGCUCUGUGGUAUUUCAUCUCAAAAGGUCAUCAGACUGUCGCAUUGCUACCGUACUGCUUCAAAAUCUAUCCGGACAAAUCUACAUAUUGGCCAGAAUUGAUGGCACUGUUUAAAAUGAACCUAAUUGAAUUUACUCCAGGGUACGGUAGCGAAAAGUAUACAGAGGUUAAUCGCAUUCUUGCAAAUCGCGCUGCAGACACAGGAGGUUGCAUUGUCGCUCGUUCACAAAUGCACGACAUCAUCGAAGAAAGACCCACAUUGGGCGGGACUGUGGAAAAGAGACUCCUCAUGCCAUCUUUCAAUCACAAUGAUAUAAUUUUCCCAGUCGAUGGUCCACUGGGACGUUGUGGUCCUUCACUCCAGUCCACACUCGAAUGUCCGUUGGCUGAUCCUGACUGGCCGCGAUGUUCUAUACAACAGAUGGUACUACGCGAUCAACGUUACUGGCUUACAAAACUAUGUACACUUGUACCAGAUCAAGUAGCAUGGCGUUCGCUUCUUCACGCUGUGAUGUCUUUUAAACCAUCUAUUCCUCUACCAGCAGAGGAACCACCGCCCAGAUGCUCGACGCAUGCGCAUACGAAUAUAUGUCGGCCAGAAACGAAUCCUAUUGAUGCGAAAGAGUACAGCUGUUCAAGAGGAUUCAACAAGCUAUUUGGACAUGAGCAACCACUAGAACUCUAUCGAUCACAUUUGCCCGGACUUAUGUCUAGAAAAUACAAAAAAAGUCGAGAAGAUUUUCUUCCAGAGUAUCUCAGAUCAGCGGAAAACUUUCUCUUCGCUGAAGAGCACAGCACUGUUGCAGAAAAGUCUCUUCUUGAUCAGGUUAGCUCAACGUAUCCAGCAGAAUACAUCGGAUACUCAACGACUUCUGAUGCGAUUCGCGUAGUCGGGAUGCACCCUCGUGUGCGGGUGGUCGGUCGGUUGGUCGAUUUUGCUCUUGUAGAACCGGACGAAACAGAUGACGACAAGCCCGGUGAGGACAUCCUCAACUAUGCGGAAUUUGUCGAUCUACUCAAAGCGGCGAAGGCUCGUUCACAAAACGUACCUGGUGUUGAUGGGCGUGGAGAAAAUCGUACUGAUUUAUCUGAUGCUAGUGCAACCCUCCAUACCAAUUCAACAACCCUAAACAAUACGAUGGAAACUUGGGAUUACGAGAAAUGGACCAAAUCAGUUCGUGAAAUAUAUAGUGACAACGUUGCCGGAUUACUCGUCCAUGCCGAUGCUAUCUUCACAAAAAUGAAAACUGAAGAUGUCUUUGUGUAG